AUGUCAUCGGUGAAAUGGCCGCCUUUAUAUUCUUCACCGCCGUCUUCAGAGAGCACUAAAUUCGGCAGGCAAUUCACUAAACCGCUUCACUGCUCUCUGUUAGCCUCUAAUCGGCUCACUUGUUCAUUACAAAUCAGACGCAGUGCCACUCUCGGCUAUCGCCCAUCUUUCAAAAUCUUCUGCGAAAGGAGUAAAACCACUCCAGGGAAUCGACUUUAUCAGGGAUUCUCAGUAUUGCAAGGGGACAGUCCAUGGGAGGGUGGAAACCUAUGGAGCACUCUUGCUUUCUACAUAUUCAACCUGCAUAUUCCUUUGAGUUUUGGAGGGUUAUCUGUGGUUGCCCAGAUAAUAGGGAAGAAUCGUCUUGUUCCACAAACUGAGAUCUUGGCAAUUCUUUUCAUUCAACUUCUCGAGCUUAAUGGAGCAUUGCUUUUACUGAAGUACACAGCUAAGCCACAGUAUAAGUUUUCAAGUUUCUUCAAAAAUAACGGAUCACUUGGAACCAGAAGCUGGGUUUUGGCAUCAGCAGUGGGAUUCGGAGUUCUUGUCCUCCUGCUUUUUCUAACAUCACUGGUUGCUAGCAGGUUAUUUGGCUCUAAGCCUGUCAACAACUCCAUACUGAAGGAUAUCCUCUUAAGCAGUGCCAUAUCCAGAGUGACCUGUGUCAUUGUUUACUGUAUUGUGUGUCCCCUUCUGGAAGAAGUUAUUUAUAGAGGCUUUCUGCUAACGUCACUUUCCUCCAACAUGGAAUGGCUACAAGCAGUUGCUGUAAGCGCAGCAAUAUUCAGUGCAGUUCAUUUCUCUGGUGAGAGCUUUCUGCAGUUGUUCAUCAUUGGUUGUGUCCUUGGUUGCUCCUAUUGCUGGACUGGAAAUCUAAAGUCUUCCCUCCUUAUACAUUCUUUGUACAAUGCUCUCACCUUAAUAAUAUCCUAUUUGUAUUAAACUCCAGAUCUCAUUGUUCUCAUUUUUUGUUGUUUUCAAUUCAAAAUGAUAAAGAUUGCUACAUUGUCUUACCAA
This is a messenger RNA of Prosopis cineraria, 1017 nucleotides long. RefSeq lists its product as uncharacterized. Gene Ontology annotation, molecular function: metalloendopeptidase activity. The transcript is spliced from 4 exons. Bases 1 to 942 code for a protein of 313 amino acids. Gene Ontology annotation, biological process: CAAX-box protein processing. The record is from RefSeq and is a predicted model, not a curated record. Gene Ontology annotation, cellular component: membrane. NCBI's taxonomy places the organism in Eukaryota, Viridiplantae, Streptophyta, Magnoliopsida, Fabales, Fabaceae.